Messenger RNA from Yamadazyma jaroonii, 654 nucleotides. The record is from the annotation of a GenBank genome assembly. NCBI's taxonomy places the organism in Eukaryota, Fungi, Ascomycota, Pichiomycetes, Serinales, Debaryomycetaceae.
AUGAAAAUCGUAGAUCAAGAAGAAAAAGAUGCCCAUUUGAAUCAUAUCAUUGGUGAAGGUGCUAAAGGGUUAUUCUAUGGAUCAUUAAUAAGUUGUGGAUUGUUCGGAUACUUAAAAUAUAGACAACCAGUUAGAUUUAGACAAUUCAAUGCUUCAAUUAAAACUGCUUUAUUCGUUAUGCCAUCAAUUUCUAUGGCUGCAUUUUUCGCUGAUCAAGGUGGGGUUCAAUUCGAUAGAUCAUUACAUACAUCAGAAUAUGAAAAUAAUAAAAUUAUGGAAGAAUAUAGAGUUUGGAAUAAUUUAUCUACUUCUGAUAAAUUCUUCCAUUCAUUGAAUGAACAUAAGUAUAAGAUUAUUAUUGGUACUUGGGUUGGUUCAUUAUAUGGAUCAUGGGUCAUUGUUAACAGAGAUAAAAUCAUGACUGUAACACAAAAGGCUGUUCAAGCUAGAAUGUAUGCUCAAGGGAUCACUAUUAUUUUAUUAUUAGGAACCAUUUUAUUGAGUAUGAAAGAAGCUGAAAUUUUAAAGAAACAACCAAAAGCUGUUCCUGAAUGGCAAAAGAUCUUACAAGAAAAGGAAGCUGAAGCUAAACAAAAGAUUGCUUUAGAGAAGAAGAUCAAAGCCCAAAGAGCACAAAACUUAGCUGAUAAUUAA